Amyelois transitella is the source of this 4130-nucleotide messenger RNA. RefSeq names its product E3 ubiquitin-protein ligase goliath-like. The transcript is spliced from 12 exons. The coding region runs from base 694 to 1992 and encodes 432 amino acids. NCBI's taxonomy places the organism in Eukaryota, Metazoa, Arthropoda, Insecta, Lepidoptera, Pyralidae. The record is from RefSeq and is a predicted model, not a curated record.
AAAUCAAAUAGUUUUUAUAACAGCGGCGACUGAGACGUGCGUCGCGCUUUUGUCGUGACUGCUGUGCUUUCGCAGUUCUCGCCUAUUUUACGAAUUCCAAUAGUUUGUCGUGUUUUCUUUUUUAUUUAUGCAAACUAGCUUUCUUUGUAUGGACAUCAAAACAAAGGCGCUACAAGUUAAAACGAAAUAAAAGACAGAAGUGUUGUGUUUUCGUUCGGUGUAUCAUUAAAAUAGAUUGCGUUGUUUUCACCCGAGGAGAAAUUCUUAACAGCUGUUUGGGCGUAUUAUGCUUCAUAUUUUGCCCGCUACGGUGAAGUUCCUCUACGGCUAUGGAGCUGCAGUCGACUACGAGUCAACUGGAUUGAUACACAAGCGAACGCCGCAGAAAAGUCCAGUCCGACAUUAACGUGACGCUGAAAAUUAACAGAUUUUCUUCAGCACAGCGAGGAAGAAUAGCUGUACAAAUAAAUUGAUAAACAAAUAUUGCGUAUAUCUUGGGUAAUCCGCUGUUUUCGUGUCCGAUAGCAGCCGAUUGUGGAUUUAGUUGGAUCGGCAGCCGCGGUGGUGCAGAGUCGUUUUAGUAGUGCUGUGCCGAUAACGACUAAUGUUUAGAAACAUUUUGACCGUUAACAAAGUGUGUAUUGAAACGUGUAUGUGUGCUACAUUGUGUAGUGAAGUUUUAUAGUGUUAGAAAUGCGUGCGGAGGAGAUAUGGUGCAGCCUGGCCGCGCUGGGUUGGUUGACCGCGCUGGUGGGGUGCCACGACCCUGGCAGUGAGCUGGGGUCGGUGAGGUACGGCCCGGCCGAGGACCGGAUAGACACCGUGACGAACGCUUUGAUCAAUUUGAUGUAUGACGACGAACAUGGCGAGGUGUAUUCCGAGAUCUCAGAGACCGGCAAGUAUGGCGAAGGCUACGUCGGCAUCUCACGCGGCAUCGCGGUGCACGUCCGCGCUAGCGGCCCGGGGGGUGAGAGAGACCAUACCGGGUGUACCUGGCCGCUACUAUCAGCUGUGGCACCCAAUGAAUCCCUCCCAAAGGAACCCUGGAUUGCCCUCAUCAGGAGAGGGAAUUGCAAUUUUGAAGUUAAGGUGCAACACGCGUGGCGCGCGAACGCGUCGGCCGUUCUCAUCUACAACGACCGAGACAGCCCGCAGCUGGAGAAGAUGAAGCUGUCCACGGAUAAUGGACGUAACAUCAGCGCAGUGUUCUUAUACAAGUGGAAGGGCCGGGAGAUAGCGCGUCUCGUGGAAAACGGCACGCGGGUGCUGGUGGGGAUCGCCCCGGGCCGCAAGUACACCAGCGUGGGGAACAACAUCAACAAGACGUCCGUUCUGUUCGUGUCAAUCUCGUUCAUCGUGCUGAUGGUGAUCUCCCUGGCUUGGUUGGUGUUCUACUACAUCCAGCGCUUCAGAUACAUUCACGCCAAAGACCGCCUGUCGAAGCGGCUCUGCUGUGCAGCCAAGAAGGCGCUUUCCAAAAUACCUGUAAAGAGUUUAAAGACUGAUGAUAGAGAGGUCCAAGGUGACGGUGAAUGCUGUGCUAUUUGUAUAGAGCCCUACAAAGUAUCAGAAACACUUAGAUCACUUCCUUGUAGACACGACUUCCACAAGAACUGCAUCGACCCGUGGCUGUUGGAGCACCGCACGUGUCCCAUGUGCAAAAUGGACAUACUGCAGUACUAUGGCUAUGUGUACACCGGCAGCCAAGAAAGCAUGCUGCAGAUCGAGGUGGAGGAAGCUCGGAGCCGCACGCUCACCCCCAGCCGCCACCGGCAGCCGCUCACGCUGGUAAUUCUGACGAGCGACAACUCGUACUCGGAGGCGGCGAGCGAGCGCAGCAGCCGCGCGUCCUCGCCCGACGAGCUGGUGCCCGCGCUGCGCCGCGACCCGCGCUCCUACAGCUCGUCAACACCCUCGUCUUCAGGCAGCCCCCGGGCCGAGUGCUCGCGCCAGGAGCCGCCGCCGCCUUCCGCCGACGCCCAGCAGGUCUGAGGCUGCCGCCGCCCCGCCGUGACAAACCUUACAGUCACACACCAUGUCGCGACCUUCCUACGGUAAACACUGGCCACGUUCAAAUUCAGUUAAGAAUUUAGAACAAAUCGUUGAAAUUCAAUUAUGGAUUUAGAACAAAUUGUUCAAAUUCAAAAGUAAUUUGAACUCCGAACAGUGCCGAGUGAAGUGAAAACGUUAUGUGCAGACAGUGAUGUGUUCAUAAUAAAAUUAAAAAAAAAAAUACUCAAAAAAAAAAAGAAACUAAAGUGGUUCGAACUUCCAGUGAGUGAGGUGAAUGACUCGUGAUAUUUUUCUAUUUUUAAGGACAGAAUAGUUUUAUACGAAGAGCAAAUACACAAUCCGCUACUCCGCCUAGUCAACGAAAUAAUGUUCUGUUCCUUUGUUAGGACAUUGAUAUUUGCGACCGGCUAACAUGUCUAGUUCAUUUGCUGACUUGUUUUUAUUAAAAAUGCCAAACGAAUCUAUGAAAUGGCUGAUAAUUCGAUCUAUUUUGGUCCGUACAAACAUCCGUUGAUAUUUACUGAUGACCAAUAUGUAAUAUACAUAUGUAUGUCCAUAUAUUUACUAGAUGACCAAUUAAAGAUGCUGUGCACAGAUACCACGGAGUUUGUUGGCUAUGAGCGCUAGCAAUUGUAGUAAAUAAUUAAAGUAUAUUGACUUCCAUAUUGUAAGGGUAACUGCAGGUUUAAAAAAAUUGAAUGAAUUUUAUAUAAUUUAUUUACUAUGGUAGCUAGCGACAGUUGUAUACACUCAUGGUAACUGUACUGACACUACUACAGAUAAAAUGAUAAAAAUAAGGUAAUAGUAUGAUACGUAGAGAAGAAAUUGCCAGAGAAAUGUUUUUAUUGAAGCUAAUGCAAUCUUUUGGAACAGAAAAGAUCGUGAUUACUUUGGUCUUUGUUCGUUUAAAUCUACGUAACUCGAUGAAAUGAAUGUUGUAUAGAAUGUAAGGCCCAUGGAUUUGUAAAAGAAAUACGAGAUAAAUUAAGUAUACUUUGAUCAAUAAUAAAGUUUCACAGAUCAAUUCGCGCUAUGCAACAUUUAGGUGACAAUAAAAUAUUGACAAGUUUUGUUAUUCAAAAUGUAAUUAUUCAGUAUUUGGUUAAAAUAAAAUUUAUUUUUGGGUUUCAAAUAGUUAUUUUCAAAAUAAUAAGUUUAUUUUGAUACAUAAGUUAAUUGGUCAGUGAAAUUAAAACCGCGUUGUUACAGACGGUGUAGCUCAAACUUCAACCCACUUUACAAUUCGAGCCACUGUACUUAAUAAUUGGUUCAUGAUCUCAUUUCUAUGCUUAAAUACGGGCAAAAAAGUAAUAAAACAGUAACUAGAUUUUAUAAUUCUGUCCUUAAUGAAGUUUUUUUUAAUAUUCAAAAUUUAAGGGCAAUCACCUUUUUGGUGUAUGAUUGUAUAUAUAAUCAAAGUGGGAUGAAAUAGUUGUAUAUACGUGGUUAACCGAAGUUGUUAAAUGUUUUUCCAUGAUUAAGGUAACAUAAAUGAUAUCUUCCAUUCAUGUACAUUAUGAACUUUAUUUAUAAAGAUGCAGAUUUUUUGUAUAUAAAAUUGAUUAUUUUCACUAUUAAUUUUGAUAGUUUGAUAAAUAUAAUUUUGUAUAUCGGGAACAUGCUACAUUUUGUAACAGGACAAUAUUUGAGGAUCCGUUUUUUUGCCACUAGCUAACCAUCGUAUCGCUUUUCAUUUGUAUUUAACAGUCAGUUGAAUUCUUCUCAAACUUAAUUUUAUGAAGAGUAGUGGAAGGCGCUGGGACUUAUGAUUGUGACUCUAAUAAAAUAGUUUUAAAAUCUAGUCUGAAUUGGCCGCUUUAAAUCCAAUUAAAAGUAUAAUAAUAAUUUAGGUAGAAUUUCUUUUAAUUGCUUUUAAACGCGGCUUUGUCCAUUCAAACUUUAUUUUUAAGUAACAAUAUUAUUUAGUAUGUUAAGUGAGCAUUUAAGUUAUUACUUACAGUACACCUAAGUCCGACCGGAUUUUAUAUUAACAAGGAGACUGGUAUGUACUUUAUAAUUACAGAUAAUAAAGAUAUUUACAUUCCCUUGCGAAACGUUCUGUAUCGUGGUUCGUGUGUACAACAAGUGUUGAAAUAAAAACCAAAACAGUAUUUAAA